Molecule: messenger RNA, 1309 nt
Organism: Alternaria alternata
Lineage: Eukaryota; Fungi; Ascomycota; Dothideomycetes; Pleosporales; Pleosporaceae
Exons: 3
Coding region: 461-1033 (190 amino acids)
Source: RefSeq, a predicted model, not a curated record
CCCGUACAUGGACGCAGCUUCCAUACCCGAUGAGCUUCAAACCAGAACUGUCCAUGGAGAUCCGUCUAGAGCCCCAAGUGUUUGCGCGACCAGGCGAAGCGAGUGGCUUAAGCGAGGGCCGAAUACGGGCCGCACCCUGAUUCAGCUUGCGCCCGCAUCGCUCAGCUCCGUACAAAGACGCCGCUUCCAUCUUCGAUAAUUUCUAAGCCAGAUCUGUCUUUGGAGAUCUGUCUAGAGCCCUAAUUGCUUGCACGAUAGAGCCGAGGAACGAGAGCCCAGAUGGGGCUGAUGGUUGAAGGCGGGCAGAUGAUUGCCCGACCCUUCGUGCUGCACCUACAACUGUGUAUAUAUGUAAGUGUAUCCUGUCGGCAAUGCUUGUGGAUAAGCUUUGCAGCAAAACUCAUACUUGUACACCUUAAAUCGCAUCACACAUACAGACACAUCAAUUCUUUUCCAAGACAUGGCAAUCGAACUUCAAACCACUAUUGCUACGAGCAAGGAGCGAACUUUGGGCCGGCAGAAGGCACAGAAUGAUGCGAGCUCCGACAGUGUUAAGCCGACGGAGGUAUUCAAGAAGUACUUUGGUGGCAUCUGGGUGAAGAUCAUUAACAAAACCCAAUUCCACCUUAGCUAUGUACCCGGCGACCUGGACUACGGGGAGAUGAUCAAUGGCCCGCCCGACGCCGAUGCAUGGAGCACCGGAGGUUUCGGCAUUGGAGGCAAUACAUUCCUCGGUGUGGGUGUGAGACCGAAGGGUGGAAUACAGAUGCGCUUGAAGCUGGAUGAUGGUCACAAUUUUGACUUUACCCUCGGACUCUCAUCGGCACUGGUGGGUAACUACAAUGCGGCUUUGGUCAAAGGCCACGACCGGGGCGCUGCCGUCAGGGCGCUGAACGCAGCUGGUGGUGAUAUCUCAUCUGACAAGUACGAGGGAGUCAUGGGCGAUAUCAAGCAUACGAAGACUCAGUUCACUAUCAAGGUAGUCACCGCGCCCGGCUACGAGAUGAUUUUGGCGAUCUCCCAGGACGAGUGAAGUCUCGGCAUUCCGCAGCGGUGUGUCCUAGUGUGUACAACCACGUCAGAGUUGUGUACGACCUCUGCGUACUGCGAGGAUGUUUGGAGGAUUUUGGUUAACAUGACGCAAGGAUGCCCUAGUAGAUUGCGCAAGAUGUCAGAUGUUGUUCUCAUUACUGUACUGGAAAGACAGUUUCCAGAGCUGCGGAGUUUGGGUGUUUUGGGAGUGCAAGUACAAGUAUAGUAAGGCAUUUACUACUAAUUCGCUUAGGUGCAAGUAGUCCGAUUAAGGGUC